This is a messenger RNA of Lymnaea stagnalis (great pond snail), 10629 nucleotides long. The record is from the annotation of a GenBank genome assembly. Lineage: Eukaryota; Metazoa; Mollusca; Gastropoda; Lymnaeidae.
AAAGACAACCAGACUAGACGACUGCUGGACGUCAAUUGAGCGUUGUCUGACUUGAUGAAAAUGUUCAAGCUCAUCCUGGCCUUGUCGUGUGUCGUCAUCUUCUGUGGUAAGUUUUAAGUCAGUUUGAUCUAAGACUACAUGAGUCAAAGGUGAUGGUAAAGUGAAAACAAUAUUUAGCAUGUCAUUUGCAAUAGGCUGUUUAAAAAAAAAACACAAAACAAGCUACUUUGUUACACUUUGGUAAAAUUUUAUUAACAUCAUGCACUUAGUUUACAAUAUCUGAUAUGCCAGUAACGUACAAAUGCUAGGGUAUCAGAAAGAUAGCAGGUUGCUCAUUUUUAAAUACAAACCCUACAAAUUCAAUAAGCUUAUGACAAACUGAAACAGCCGGAUCAAGAACCAACAACCUGUUCUGCCUUUUCCUCUACGAUUCGUAGCUAUAUUAUGUAUGUCUUUUGGUACAGCUAAAAUGAAUGCACAACCAGACCAUUGCUUCUACAUCGCCCGGUCAAAGCCAAAGUUCAGUACUCUCCUAUAUAGCAUUUAGGUAAGCAUCAUAACAAAACAUGGUGUGACAUUUCAACAGCUUUCACCAUAGACGUCUGUAGAGUGUUCAGAUCGUAACUAAUGCACAUAAUCUAAAACUGAUCAAAAUUUGCAGUUUGUUGUCUACACUUAGCAAGAGGCGCCAUUGUUGGCUGAAUGCGCAAUGCAUAGACCAUGGACACAUGUUGUUUCAUUUACUCGCUGCUGUAUAGGAAGCUCAAGAUCAAGACUCAAAGACGACACAUAAUAAAUGUGUCAUGUUCAGUUCAAUUCAAAAACGUGCCAAAGUGUACACGUUUUAUAGCCAUUUUAAUUGUUUCUAUAGUAUAGUAGUUACUAUCCUAAUGUCUCAUGUUUAUUUUACUUAGUUUACAUGUUUUUAAUAAUUGUAAAGCGCUUAGAGCUUUAAGGUAAGCGCUAUAUAAAAAUGCCUAAAUAAAUAAAUAAAUCAAUACUGUAUUAUUAAUUGGACACCGCAAAAAUUAUUAUUAGUUACCUUUAGUUAGAGAGUUCGUGACAGUUACGUCACACUAUUUUCUUUCCCAGAAUGCAAUAUCGUAAGAAGAGAUGGCGCCUGUGCUCAGUUGAGGGAAUGCGUCCAGCCUACUGGAUUGUUCGAUUACUUUUUUAGUGAAGGAGAUAACGAACAAUUGUGCCAGUGAGUGAAAUAAAGACCGCUAAAUUCUUUUAUCAUUUAGUACAAUUUAACGUGUUACAUUAUUUUUUUUUUUUUUUUUUUUUAAAUUUACUGCAUGUUUUUUUUUUUUUUUUUUUUGUUUUUUUUUUUUUUUUUUUGUUUUUUUUUUAAUUUUUCUGCAUGAUUUUUUUUUUUCAUCUAUGUGUUUAUUAUAUUUUUUGGUUGCUAUUGUAUUAAAUGUGUGUGUGUCUGGUAAUCUAGUUAAUAAUAACAUAUUUUUAAUAGAUAAAUAUCAGUCCUGUGAGUUAGAAAGCUGCAUACGUUCUUCACUGAUUUUCUAAAUAGCGGUGCUAAAGAGAGUCAAAUCAUUUGAAAGUUUUUAAAAUUUGUUUGCGUUUUAUAAUGGUUCAAACCUUAUUCACUUCAAAUUAUCAGGAUAUUUAUGACAUCGAUAUGCUCAAAAUAAUGUCAUUUAGAGUGUAUAUAGCGCCAUAGUGUAGAGAACCUUGGCCGGGUCUGUUCUACCCUCGUUCUGAGGAUGGACAAUGGUCAUCACAUUUUCUAUCAACAUAUUCUUUUAACAUGUUAAUGUGACAUAACUGUUUCUUUCUUUUACGAUCUGUUGUUAACACAAUGUAAUUUAAAUCAUUAACUUUGGACUCAACUACCUAAGGACCAAAAUAUCUGGCUUGUAGUGCUUGCCCUGGUAUCGGCAAAAGCACAAGCACUUUCUCCCCUGAAGCAAAUUUUGACUUUUGUCAUACAAAAUUUUCAUUUUAGAUUGUGAAUCUUUUAAAUGUGUUUUAGCCAAAUUAACGGCAUUAAAAAUUUAGUUUUAAACUUGUGGACAUAGUCAAGAAGUCCUUCGGUGGGUGUCGAUGACAUCCACUUGUCUUUUAAAAGUUUAAGGGGACCGCGAACAGUGUGGCCAAAGACCAGUUCGAAGGGGCUGAAUCCAAGUGAUUCUUGAACUGCUUCUCUUGCGGCUAACAGUGGCAUGUUGAUGCCUUCAUCCCAGUCUUUCUCUUGUUCUAGGCAGUAAACUCUCAUCAUGCCCUUUAACGUCUAAUGGAAUCGCUCAAGUGAUCCCUGUGACUGAGGAUGAUAUGCACUCGACAAGCAGUGUUCUAUCCCCAAUUGGUUCAUCACUUGUUUGAAUAGUCCAGACUUGAAUUUGGUUCCUUGAUCAGAUUGUACCGACUUUGGAAGACCAAACAAUGUAAAAAACUUCAUCAGGGCUUUGACGAUGUUUGGAGUCUUGAUAUUGAGAAGAGGAAUCGCUUCUGGGAACCUUGUUGACGCACACAUGAUUGACAGCAAGUAUUGGUGACCUGAUUUUGUCUUUGGUAGAGGUCAAACGCAGUCUAUAAUAACGUGACUGAAAGGUUCUUCGAAUGCUGGAAUGGGUUGAAGAGGAGCUGCUGGUAUCUUCUGAUUUGGUUUCCCUACUACCUCACAAGUAUGACAUGAUCUGCAGUAGUCAACCACAUCUUUCUUGAUUUUGGCCAAAAUACGUGUGACAUGAUUUUGUGAUAUGUUUUGUUUACUCCCAAAUGGCCAGAAAGUGGUGAAUCUUGGGCUAAGUUCAGGACUUCGUUCCGGAAUGGUGUAGGAACUACUAUUAGAUUAACUAUCCUCCAUUCUUCGUCAGCCUUUGCGUCUGGAGCUCGCCAUUUUCUCAAAAGUAUGUCAUCUUGAAGGUAAUAAAAUACAGGGAAUUGUUCAGCUUCUUCUUCAGUUAAAGCGUUCUGACAAAGCUUGAAUAUUUCUGGAUCACUCUUCUGUUCUUCAAUAAGUUGCAUUCGAGUUGGAGUCUUCGUUUAGACUGGCGAAAAAUGUUUUAUUCCAGGUCAAUUUAAGGAAGAAUUUUAUUGCUUUUUUGUGAAAUCUCUUUUGUGGAGAUCUUGGAACUCAUGGCCCUUGUUACAGCACAUGCUGGAUACAAUUCUUGAUCUUCUUCCUGAUAUUUAGUGACACAAGGUUCUUGAGUAACGAUGGGUUUGGCUUUUACCUUCCCAGCAGCUAAGUCAUUGCCUAGCAGCAACGAGAUGCCGUCCAAUGGUAAUGUUGGUCGGACACCCGCAACCACAGGUUCUGAGACUAGGUCUGAUUUCAGAUUGAUGCGAUGUAAAGGAACAUCAAUGCAUCCAAGCUCUACAACUCGUCACAGGAUGUUGCUCCCAGUAGCAGUAGAUUCAGACAAGGGAAGUAUACCCUCAAGUAGCAAGGACUGUGAAGCACCUGCAUCUCGUAAGAUUUUGAUUGGUUGUAGACUGAACAAAUCACCUGGACAUGAUACGAAUCCUUACGAUAUGAAAGGCACGAAGUCUUGUAUGAUAUCAGUAUUUUCUGAUGUAGAAUUUUGGACCUUUGUAGGUAAAAUUCUUGUUGGAGAACAUUCGGCUAGGUUAGAGGGAGUAAAACUCUGUGUAGAGUCAUCAAAACUUGCACACAAGUCCUCAGUAAAAUGCCCUCUGGAGGUAGACCUCUUCUUGGAGCAAAAGGAUCUUGGCGACAAGCUCAUAAAACUUGCAGUCGAAGCAGGAACUUGGCUGGAGUCAGUAAAACUAGCCUUAUGGUUCAUAAUGGAACUCUUUGAUGAGUCGUGACAAACCUCUUUGAAGUUUGUAUGGACAUCUGGAGAGCAAACACUCUUGAAUUUUGAAAAUGUAUUUCCAGAUGUAUGACGAGACGUACAAGCGGAGACUUUGUGUUGUGUACCAGGAUGUGUGGUCUUCUCAGUUUUCUUCUUGAGUUUCCAGCAAUCAUCCCUCGCAUGUCCUUCCUUUUUACAGUAGGCACAUGUGUCUUUUGCACUUGUUUCUUUUGUACCAGGCUUGUAUGCUUUUUGUGGAGGAUUACUGUAAGUCGAUGCAGCUGCCUUAUUGUGCAUGUAAUUUUUGGUGUCGGAUGGCUUCUUUGAAAGUUGGUGUGAGAUGGUGAAUUCGUCGGCUAACACUGCUGCCGUAUGUGCGUCACCUUCGCCACGGUCUACAGUAUGCAUUCGCACCUCGGUACGAACACAAUUCUUGAACUCCUCAAUCAGAAUUAGGUUCUUGAACUUUUUGAAGUCUGUGUCGGUGUUGGUUGCGUGGAGCCACUUGUCCAGGAGUCGUUCCUUUUCCCGGAGAAACUCAACAUGAGUCUGGCCAUCACGUUUCCACAGUUCCCUAAACUUUUUUACGGUAGGCUUCGGGGACACAUUCAUAAGCAUUAAGUAUUAAGGAUUUUACUAGGUUAUAGUCCCCGCGCUGUUCCACGUUUAACGAAACAAAGACUUCGGCUGCCCUGCCGGUCAAGCCUGGUUGAAGUAAGGUGGACCACAUAGUUUCAGGAAUUUUAAAAUUUUGGGCAGUUAUCUCAAACUGCUCAAAAUAUUGUUCAACCUCUUUUUCUGAAAAUUUUUGUAUUACUUUUGCAAAUUUAAUUGCAUCGCAACCCUGACUGGCUGGAGCCGUUAGUCUAUUUUCCAUUGCUGCCAAAUUGGCUGUUAUUUCCAUUUCUUUUAAUUUUAUUUGUAGCUCUUUUUGCGCUUCUAGCUCCAGCUGUUUAAGCUCUAGUUCUUUUUCAUCUCUCUCUCUUUGAGCAUUUAGCUCCAAUUGUUUGAGCUCUCGUUCUUUAUCUAGCUCCAGCUGUUUGAGCUCUCGUUCUUUAUCUAGCUCCAGCUGCUUAAGCUCACGUUCUUUUUCUCUCUGGGCAUCUAGUUCCAUUUGUUUGAGCUUUAGUUGGAGAUUCAUACCUGGAUCAUUCGGUUGUUUGACUGAGGCCAGUUCGUCCUCCGACAGCACCUCUUCAUCCACUAAGUGGACGAUGAUCAUAUCUCGUAUGGUCUUUUUUUACUGCCGAAUGAGCUACAUUUAUUCUUAAAUUUUUAGCAAUUGAAAAUAGCUCCUUUCUAGAACGUUUGUCUAAUGCCUCUACUGGUGGGUUUUCAACAUCAAAAUCCAUUUUGACACAGGCAAAAUAUAACACUUAUUUUUUUAUUUUAAAAAAAAUUAAGUUUAAUGAUCACACUUAUUAAAAUUGAAUUUAAAGAAAAUUGUAACCAGCUCUGUUGCUGGUAUCGUAAAAUGGUAUCGUGGACAAAAUUUAGUCUCAGUAUUUUGAAGUGAAUAGUGGGUCUAAAUCCAAAAACAAAUACUCAAUGUAUUAUUGGUGUAAUAAAUUAUGGAUUCAAAUUAUCCUCGGAAGAGCCCAAUAUUGUUAAAAUUGGGGACUAAUGAGAAUAAUAAUAAUAAUAUGAAGUCAAUUAUCACGGACGAGCAGCCAAAUUUUGUUACGCACUGACUUUUAUUGGGAGAAAUUAAUCUCCUAUUUUAAUUUUAAUUGGCUCGCUGUAAACAGUGCCUAACAAAGGACGAUACAUAGAGUCAACAAUAUUAAAGAUACUACCCCCAAAACUGUUUCUAGUUACAAUUAAUAAGAUGUAAUAAUUCUUAAGAUAAUUACAAAAAAAAAAAUAUAAUUUACAAUCUUCAACUUACAGUAUGUUGGAUCUUGUACCGGUACACAGUUAAUACAGUUAGAAUAAUGUGCCAAUGAAUAAUGAUGAAGUGCGAAAUAAACACAUACAUAAGAACACAAAGAAUAAUACACGCCUUGUAAAGUUAAUAAUUUCUAUCUGAAUCUCUUUCCCUCCGUGAACACAGCGUCUCAUGCGGGGUCAAUCAGAGGGCACGCACGAGAAAAACAAGCUCUAUAUAACACUUGCUCUAGAACGUUACCUAUUGAACUAACAUUACUCUGCAGGGAAAUUCCUCAUUUAACAGUAAACUACAAAAGUCAUUACUCAAACUUAUUCGUGAUAUCCAUAUAGUCUUUUUUUGAUGUGCCUUCUGUUGGCUAGGUUCCCAGGCUAUGUCUUCCCUGUCCUCACAUAAAGCAUCCUUAAAUUCCAAAGUCAACUCCUCACUCGCCUAUUGUAACGUUGUCCGGUCCCUGCCCCUAUCUUUUCCUCGUACAUUCUUCGUCAUUUGUGACACACUGUAAAAACCCUGCUUGCAGCAUUCGUCAGUUAACUUGAUUCGCGUGAGAGACAGUCUGUUGCAUUUUGGUAAUUAGUCAGUCAUCGUACUAUGGGACUCUAACCCACGUACCACCCAGGCUGAACUUUCUAGUUAGUCAGUCAUCGUACCAUGGGUUUCUAACCCACGUACGACCCAGGUUGAAAUAUCUAAUUAGUCAGUCAUCGUACCAUGGGACUCUAACCAACGUACCACCCAGGUUGAACUAUCUAUUUAGUCAGUCAUCGUACUAUGGGUCUCUAACCCACGUACCACCCAGGCUGAACUAUCUAAAUAGUCAGCCAUAGUACUAUGGGACUCUAACCUACAUACCACCCAAGCUGACGUCUAAUUAGUCAGUCAUCGUACUAUGGGACUCUAGCCCACGUACCACCCAGGCUGAACUAUCUAAUUAGUCAGUCAUCGUAGAAUAGGUCUCCCACCCAUGUAACACUCAAACUAAACUUGCAACAACGUUCUAACAAUGCAGAGCUCUUAUAAAGGUUGAAAGAUAACAAAACAAAACAACACAGAGAGUUAUCUAUAGCUUAUUCUCUCAUUGUCGCUUUCCAGAGUGGUGGCUACAUUUAAAAAUUGCACUAAUGACUUGAGGCCCCUAUGCAAUAAUAGCUUUGUUAAUGACGAGGUUGACAGUGCAUUGGCGGGUGGCGAAUUCAUGUGUUCAGCUGACGGAAUUCAAGGUUUGACUUAAGAGUCCUAUGUUUUUUACAAUAUUAAAUAGUUGAGCACACUCUUGAAAACUUUCUCUUAAACAGUAUCGUAAAACUUUUCAAACAAUUUUCAAAAUAAUAAUACUCAUGCUAUUGGCUUUACAAAAGUACAACAAUCUCCCGUUGAUAUGGAAUAGAAUCAAAUAGUUUUAUAUAUAAUGAUUCAAGUGUUCUUGUCAUUUACAGUAAUCAGUGCUGCUGCUUACUCAGAUUGUAUCACCAACACCACUAAGAAAUCGGAGAUGGGCAUAUUUAUCGCCAAUUGUAAAACUUCCGCUAUUACCAGUGCGUUCAAUACUGAAGCGCCAUCUCGGGAAGUUCGCUAUUGCCGGUAAGAACACAUAAUGAGUAAUACAAAACUACAACAAUUAUAGCACGCCAUAUUUAAUAUAAAAACAUCCUUGAAUAUAACACAAUAUUUAUACUAGAAUGAGCUUGGAUAUCCAAUGUAGCACCAAAGAAACAAAUUAAUUUAAAUUCUUUUGAAUUCUGAUUAAAAACAAAGUAUGAUAUUGAUUUUCAAUUAUUUUCAUUUUGCCGAGUUCAUCACAAGAGACGCCUCACAAGAAAUGACAUAAUUUCUUAUUCGAAAAUAUAAUAUAAAUUUCAAAUCUUAAAAUUUUGUUGUUAAUUUAAGAUUAUAUUUUCAUCAUUUUUUAAAGAUAAUAUGAAGCACAAGGGCAGGAAAAGGGGUACGGUAGUGUACGGUAGGGUACGGUAGGGUACGGUAGGGUACGGUAGGGUACGGUAGGGUACGGUAGGGUACGGUAGGGUACGGUAGGCAGAAGAUUCAACAAUUUAAAAACAGAAGAUGUCUCAAGUAUUUCUCUCGCUAAACGUCAGCCAUCAAUAAACUCCUAUAUUGCCUUAAAUGUUUUAAAUAGUAAUCAUUUAGAAAACGAGCAAGGUAAACGUAUAAAAUAUAGAAUAAAAUCUCAUAACUUCAUGAAGUUAGGAACGUAGACUUCAUUACAUAGUUACUUCUUUUUUUAAAAUACGGAAUUUUGCCUUGGGACUUACGGAAAGCGCACUUUCGCAUUUGCUGUUCCAACAAUUUGGAACGCCCUUUCAGUCGAUCUCAGAAACAACCAGACACUGGAGUCCUUUAAAACCGAUUUAAAGACACAUUUAUUUCGCAAACACCUUCUGGGAUGAUUGUCUACCUUAUUUUCCAGUUAAUGUGUAAUGGCUGUGUUGCUUAGGGUUCAAAUGGCUUGAAAGACUUUGACAUUGUAUGCUUGUAAUUAGUUUUUGUAGUGUUGCGUUUGUUUUAAAUGUGGUAAAUUAUAGAUUUGUUUUUUGUUGACUUUGUACCGUGCUUCGAGCCUUUUGGGGAUGAAGCGUGUUUUUGAAAUGAACUUUAUUAUUAUUAUUUAUAUUAAUUCUAAAGAAUUUUUACAAUAGCAGGCAGAAAUUAUCGCAAAGUGUCCACCAUUAUUAUCCAGAUAACAUUGGGUCAUAUAUUGUAGUUUAUAAUAUUAAACUACCAUUAAUAGGGCACACAAUUCAUAACAUAAAACUACAUUGAAAAAAGCAUACAAUUUAUACUAUGAAAACUUCCUCAAAAAGCAUAUAAUUAACUGUCUAAAACUUCCUUGCAUAUAACAUUCAUUUUAUGACAUUAAAUUGAAUUUACUAGACAUAAUGUUUUAUCCUUUUAAACACUAAUUAAUUGAAUUCAUGAUUUAUAAUUUAAAAAAACAGCAAUGACUAUAACAAAUACUAUAUAACAUAAAACUGGAUUGAAUAUAUCACACAACAUAUCAUGCAAAAGUGUCUUAGCUAUGUAUAUAUAUCCACCACCUUUUAUAUACGUAUAUAUUAGAACAUAGAAAAGUAUUUUUUGAAUUGAUUCUUUUUUUAAAAUUAUUAAACCUAAAUAGCUUGAAAGAGUUUAACACUUAUUAAUGAAAAGACAGUUUUAAGUUACUUGUUGUGCAUAUUCAGCCAUCUCCCAAAAAGACGUGUCUUGAUUCUACAUUUUUAUACUAAUUUUAUUAAACAAAAGAGUAUAACGUUCUUCAAAUUUAUGCAGCAUCUAUGAGCAUGCUUUGACCUGUGCUACAAAUUACAUCAAUGAAAACUGUGGUGCCAUCUAUGGCGCUUUCGUUCGUGAAUAUUACCGGAGGGCAGUUUGGCCGUCGUUCAAUUGUGAGCUGGAAGCGAGCCAUGUCCGUAAGUUAACCAGUGUUUGUAAGACAUGAAUCUAAGUUAAAGGGUAUUCGGGAGACAUGUGAAGACUUCAAUGUAAAAACCAUACAUGUCACUUAAUUUAAUUUUUUAAUUAUAUACCUUAACCAAUUCACCCUAUAAAAUACGGUAUCUAAAUUAUGGGUAUUUGCAAAACAUUAUCUAAGUUAAAGGGUAUUUUUAAAACAUGUAAUUAAAUUAACGAGUUUUUGUAAUUGCAGUUUUAUUUUUUUGUAAGUUAAAGAUUUUUUUCUAAAAAUAACAAUAAUCUAGACAAUGUAUCCCACAGAUAAAUUGUAUUUGUUUUUUAAAUUUCCAAAACGACUAUUUCCAAAUAGACUAAUUAGGAAACGUUGCAAAUUGUUCAGAGUGAUAUAAAUUAAUAAGCAUACAAAAAAAAUCAUAAAAACAAUCAUUUUCUAAAAAACACAUAAACGCUAGAACAGCAACAUCCCUGCCAUUUAUAUCAAUUUAAGUAAAACCUUUAAAAGUCAUCCCUGCCAUUUAUAUCAAUUUAAGUAAACCUUUAAAAGUCAUCCCUGCCAUUUAUAUCAAUUUAAGUAAACCUUUAAAAGUCAUCCCUGCCAUUUAUAUCAAUUUAAGUAAACCUUUAAAAGUCAUCCCUGCCAUUUAUAUCAAUUUAAGUAAACCUUUAAAAGUCACAGAAUGUGUUACUGAAGUAAGAGUUAGUAUUAUAUUAAAGAUCUGUGAAAUAGACGCUUUAGGGUUAGAGAUUAAGUUAUUUCCUUUAAAAUUAAAAAAUAACAACAUCUUCCUACAAUUUGAAUUCAAGUAUGUUUCAAAAUUCGCCAGUUGACAACUGUACUCAAUAAUACCAGGGCAGGUUUUUUUUCAAAGGGGACGGGGGGGGGGGGCAAAACCAAAACUUAUUCCGCUUGUUAAGUUGUGUAUUACUGGAGGCACCACAGUACAUAGAAAUUUAAAUAAAGCCUGCACAUUCCACAAAGCCCUACCCAAAUGAUGUCCCUUUACCAGGCUGAUACCUUUUAAGGAUGACGAUGCAGAUCUUUCGUUAUUCGAUCAAACUUUCCUGGCAGUGGUUAGCCCGAAGAUGAGAUAUCACGAGUGAAACAUUCAUGAGAAUAAGACAAUUUUGUUUAAAAAAUUAAGAGCUAAUUUAGUAGCAUUCAUUUCCUGUCUUUUUUUGUAUUACCUACACAUAUAUUUUAAUUAAAGAAUUAUGCUGACAUUAAAUAAACGUAUUUUUACAAACAUUAUGUUGACAAACUUAGGUAAAAGAAUAUGGUGUUGACUUUAUAAAGGAUCGUUAACUAAAGUUAUCAUUUAUUACAUCUGUUCUAUUUCAGGUCGUUUUGUUGACGCUGUCAGAGUGGACCCUUUCAAUUCCGACCUUCUAAUUCAGUUGGUUAAAGGAUUACUUUAAAAAUCCUAGAAAAACCAGUAACUAACAAAAUCUUAUGUUUGUUUUGAAUUAAAAUGCUAAGUACGUUUUUUUUUUCAAUUGUUUAUUUUUAAAUCAAAUUUUACCAUUGAAGAUUUA